ACCAAAUUGAUCUCCAACACAAAAGGAGUCCGCUUUUUUGUUUGCAUCGGCCAUUCUCACUCAUCCAUUCAAUCAUCGCUAAACCCUAGAUUCGUUCCCGUUGAAGAGGAGAAGAUGCUGCGAGUUGCAGGGAGGAGGCUUUUGUCUGUACAGCAGAGAUCUUCGACUGCGACCACCUUCGUCCUGUCCCGAGAUCAUACCAUCGACUCAUCUUCCUCCGCCACCCCCAGAUCUGUUCCAUCUCCUGAUCUCUCGUCUUUCAAUUCUUACCACAGGAGCCUUAUAAGAGGUUUCGCUUCUCAAGUCCUCACCCAAGGAAAUGAGGUAGGUUUUGCUUCGGAAGUCCCAGCCACCGUGGAGGCUGUCAAGACACCCAACUCAAAGAUUGUGUAUGAUGACCACAACCAUGAGCGUUACCCGCCUGGUGACCCUAGCAAGCGUGCAUUCGCCUAUUUCGUCCUUUCUGGUGGGAGGUUUGUCUACGCCUCUGUUCUCCGCCUUCUUGUUCUGAAGCUCAUUGUCAGCAUGUCCGCGAGUAAAGAUGUCCUUGCACUCGCAUCCCUCGAGGUCGACCUUGGGAGCAUCGAACCGGGAACUACAGUCACGGUGAAGUGGCGUGGAAAGCCCGUGUUCAUCAGGAGAAGGACAGAGGACGACAUCAAGCUGGCCAACAGUGUGGAUCUUGGAACUCUGAGAGACCCACAGGAAGAUGCGGUGAGGGUGAAGAAUCCGGAAUGGUUAGUGGUGGUUGGAGUCUGCACUCACUUGGGAUGCAUCCCUUUGCCUAACGCUGGUGAUUAUGGAGGUUGGUUCUGCCCCUGCCACGGAUCGCAUUACGAUAUAUCUGGAAGGAUCAGGAAAGGUCCGGCACCGUACAACCUGGAAGUACCGACAUACAGCUUUUUGGAAGAGAAUAAGUUACUCAUUGGUUGAUGAAUAAAUAAAAAAAGCACACACUGUCCGUGUCUUAAAGAUCUUGAUAUGUUUUUUUUUUCUUAAUAUAUUUUCCGGCUAAAAUUUUUUAGCUCGCAAGUUGUCACUUCCCUCAUACUUUGGUAUCCCUGGGGGGGCAAGGAAGAUUAUCUUUGUUUGGAUGAAUAAUAAAAAACUUUGUCAAAAAUUGUUGUAUGACAUAGCAUCUUAACUCAUCUGGUGAAAAUCAGUGUUUAUAGUC
Molecule: messenger RNA, 1174 nt
Organism: Raphanus sativus (radish)
Lineage: Eukaryota; Viridiplantae; Streptophyta; Magnoliopsida; Brassicales; Brassicaceae
Product: cytochrome b-c1 complex subunit Rieske-2, mitochondrial
Exons: 2
Coding region: 115-933 (272 amino acids)
Biological process (GO): mitochondrial electron transport, ubiquinol to cytochrome c
Cellular component (GO): membrane
Molecular function (GO): 2 iron, 2 sulfur cluster binding; quinol-cytochrome-c reductase activity
Source: RefSeq, a predicted model, not a curated record